UCGGUCAACUGUUCUUCUUACCACCAGGUGGCUUGGAGAAAAACACAUUCGUCUUCCGUUUCCUUCUGUUUGUGAAUUUGUGAUUGAAUUUUUUGGUUACAAUUAAAUUUUGUUUAUUAGGUUAAUUAUUUUGAUUCUCUAUUAAUCAUGGCUGACCAGACUGAAAGAGCUUUUCAGAAACAACCAACCAUCUUCCUCAACCGAAAGCCUGGUCUUGCCAAGCAAAAGAAAAAAAAGCAAACCCUCCGGUAUAUUCGAGAAGUUGGUCUUGGAUUCAAAGCCCCAACAGAGGCUAAAGAAGGUACCUACAUUGACAAGAAAUGUCCAUUCACUGGAAAUGUUGCUAUCAGAGGUAGAAUUUUAAGAGGAGUGGUAAUUAAAAUGAAAAUGCAAAGGACCAUCGUUAUCAGGAGAGAUUACCUUCAUUAUGUGAAGAAAUAUAAUCGUUUUGAAAAACGUCAUAAGAACAUCUCAGUUCAUCUUUCACCUUGUUUCAGAGACGUAGCUUUAGGAGAUAUUGUAACUGUUGGUGAAUGUCGACCAUUAGCGAAAACAGUUAAAUUUAAUGUACUGAAGGUAUCAAAAGCUCCUGGUGCCAGGAAACAGUUCCAGAAGUUUUAAAUGAUAUCUAAGUGGUUCCACAAUUGUUUAUAUACCAUCAAUGAAUGCAGCCCAUGAUUUCAACCAUCUUAAUCUCAGGCUCUAAUCAACGGACAAAUUACAAAUUUUGGUGGGACACUUGCUUUAAUCUUUUGUAUUUGGAAGUUGACAUAAAUUAAACCUAAUCUAAUAUCGA
Messenger RNA from Panonychus citri (citrus red mite), 796 nucleotides. RefSeq names its product 40S ribosomal protein S11-like (gene RpS11). NCBI's taxonomy places the organism in Eukaryota, Metazoa, Arthropoda, Arachnida, Trombidiformes, Tetranychidae. Gene Ontology annotation, cellular component: ribosome; cytosolic small ribosomal subunit. Gene Ontology annotation, biological process: translation. The record is from RefSeq and is a predicted model, not a curated record. Gene Ontology annotation, molecular function: structural constituent of ribosome. Bases 148 to 621 code for a protein of 157 amino acids. The transcript has 4 exons.